Messenger RNA from Juglans regia (Persian walnut), 2325 nucleotides. RefSeq lists its product as uncharacterized. The transcript is spliced from 4 exons. Gene Ontology annotation, molecular function: RNA-DNA hybrid ribonuclease activity; nucleic acid binding. NCBI's taxonomy places the organism in Eukaryota, Viridiplantae, Streptophyta, Magnoliopsida, Fagales, Juglandaceae. The coding region runs from base 1 to 2325 and encodes 774 amino acids. The record is from RefSeq and is a predicted model, not a curated record.
AUGGCGUUUACUUCUUCAGUUGGUGACAAAAGUCAAUAUAGUGAACAAGUGUCUGAUGAUGGGAGUAUAUCAGGAAAUGAAUCUUGCUUAGGAAAGUCCUUUGGUGACAAGAGCGGUGUGGGAUAUGUUGAAGGGAGAUCUGAUACAGCUACAACCUCAAAAACUAUAUUUGUUCGUGAAUCAACUGCUAAUAGGAAUACUCACCCAUCUAAAAAAGUUCUAGUUAAUGGUGUUCCAAAAGGUCCAUUUGUUCCAUCUAGAGGCUUGAGACAAGGUGACCCCCUCUCCCCAUACCUUUUCUUACUUUGUACUGAAGGUUUGGUCUCUUUGAUCAAAUUUGCUGAGUUAAGGGGGGAUUUGUCAGCUGUAAAGAUUUGUAGGGGUGCUCCAAAGAUCUCUCAUUUACUUUUUGCAGAUGAUAGUUUAUUAUUCUGUAAGGCAAAUAUGCAAGAAAAUCAGAGAAUUCAAUCACUCCUCAACUUUUAUGAAGCAUCUUCGGGUCAAGUGAUAAAUAGAAACAAAACGGGUCUAGUUUUCAGCUCAAAUGUGCAACAAUCUACAAAGGAAGAUUUAUUGAAUUUUUGGGGUGUGGAACAAAGCCAGGAGUAUGAAAAAUAUUUGGGACUCCCGUCUUUUGUGGGGAGGUCAAAGACUAGAGCAUUUUCUGAAAUCAAGCACCGAGUGUGGAGGAAGUUGCAAGGAUGGAAAGAAAAGGUACUCUCUGCUGGAGGAAAGGAAGUGUUGAUAAAAGCUGUUGCACAAGCAAUUCCUACCUAUUCAAUGAGCUGUUUUAAGCUACCAUCUUCUUUGUGUAAUGAGCUUGAACAGAUGAUGGCUAAAUUCUGGUGGGGGCAGAAAAAUGAAGAAAAGAAAAUUCAUUGGAUAAGCUGGAAGAAGAUGAGUGAAACAAAAGAGGAGGGAGGAAUGGGUUUCAAGGACUUGAGGAUUUUUAAUGAUGCCCUUUUGGCCAAGCAAGGAUGGCCCAUAAUAACAAAUACAGAUUCGUUGUUACACAAGCUGUUUAAGGCAAAGUAUUUUCCGAAAAACCACUUUCUAGAUGCUGGUUUGGGAAACAAUCCUUCUUUUGCUUGGAGAGGAAUUUGGGGAACAAUCUCAAAGCUUUGGGAGGGGUGCAGAUGGAGAAUAGGCUCGGGAAGAAUAGUAAAAGUAUGGAAAGUUGUGUGGGUUCUAGGCUUUAAGGGGAUUGCUGAAAUAAAUUCUGUGUCGGUCAUAGGUGUAGAGGAAGCCACGAUGAAUUCUUUAUUUCUCCCUGGACAGACAGCUUGGGAUGUCAACAAAAUCACCUCCAUGUUUCCCCCUGCAGUGGCUUUACAGAUCAUGAAGAUAGUGCUUAGUGAAGGCAACCAAGAUGAGACUUGCUGGACGAGGGAAGCUCAUGGGAGAUAUACAGUUAAGAGUGGAUAUAGAUUCUUUAGAUCAGAAACAAUGAAGACACAAAGAGGGGAAGCAUCGAAUACAACCCUCUUAAGGAAAUUGUGGAAGGCCAUCUGGAAAAUGAAACUCCCUCCAAAAAUCAGAGUUUUUGCAUGGAAAGCUGUAAAAGGAGUGUUACCUACAAAGGACAAUCUUCGGAAAAAACAUGUGGAUGAUUUUAGUUCUUUUAUUGAUGCUGCCUUAAAAAUGCAACUUUACACUUGUGCUGAGCUGCUGGAAUGCUUCUUUUUAAUCUGUUGGAGUGUUUGGAAUAGAAGGAACUGGAAGAUUUUUGAAGGAAAAGAAGUUCAUGUUGAAGAUCUAUUGGGAAGGGCCUUAGCUAUGCAAAAAGGUUUCCGUGAACUAAGGAACAAACCACUAUCUGUUAUUAGGAAGCACGACAGAUGGAAAGCUCCACCUCCUGGCACUUUCAAAUUGAAUGUAGAUGGAGCUUUCUCCCAAGAUGGAUCGGUGACAGGUAUAGGUGCUGUGCUGCGAGAUUCAAAGGGAGAGGUGCUAAUGGCGGCAGCGAUAAGAGAGAGGGCAAGUCUGAAUGUUUAUGAGCUGGAAGGUCUAGCAAUUCUCAGAGGGUUACAAUUGUGUCUUCAUCUGGGCAUUUAUCAUCUGUCUAUUGAAUCAGACUCUCUUCUGGUUGUAAACGAGUUUGACCGAAAUGGCCAGUCAAUGGCCACGAUGGGAAACGUGAUUAGUGAAGUUAGGAAGCUAAUGUUUUGUUUUCAAACAUGUGAGCUUACACAUGUAAACAGAAGCUGCAAUAUAGUAACUCACACACUUGCCAAGCUUGGCUUGAGUGUCUCAGAAAUUAGCUUAUGGUGGGGUUCUUACCCAGGUGUAAUUACUAAUUUCCUUUGGUAUGAUUCUUCGGUGUAA